This is a messenger RNA of Zeugodacus cucurbitae (melon fly), 769 nucleotides long. RefSeq lists its product as uncharacterized. The transcript has 2 exons. NCBI's taxonomy places the organism in Eukaryota, Metazoa, Arthropoda, Insecta, Diptera, Tephritidae. The record is from RefSeq and is a predicted model, not a curated record. Gene Ontology annotation, molecular function: catalytic activity. Bases 197 to 769 code for a protein of 190 amino acids.
GAGCAGUAACGGCAUUUCUCGAUUGAGGACGAAGAUUCAUAAGCUGUUAGCGGUAAAUGAAUCAGGUAGAAUCAGAGCCUGUAUUCUAGUACGAAACGAACUAAAAGUGUUCCUCUUGCCUAAUUACAACAAUGGAGACGUUGUGAUUGCUAAGCUGGAGAGUGGUGGAGAUGGACUUUGGCUGAUAUCAGCCUAUAUGUCUCAUGAGGAUGAGUUGGAACCACCCCCCAUGUUGCUAAGAAGGGCCCUAGAGGAGGCGGAUAAAGCCGGAAUCAGGGUCAUCACAGGAUGUGACGCGAACUCACGACAUCAAAUCUGGGUCAGCUCGGAUACAAAUAAAUGGGAUGACCUGACGGUGGUGGCGGUAAAGGAUUGCAGGGAUGAGCUCAUACUCCUUGCAUCCUGUUACCUGCCACAUGACGGCGAGGCACCGACUGUAGAACUCCAGAAGCUGGUGGCUACAUCCAGCAGAAGGAAACAGUCGCUGGUAGUUGGGGCUGACGCUAACGCGCACCACACGAUUUGGGGAAGCCGAGACAUCAAUGCAAAAGGUGAGUCUCUAUUAAACUUUAUAUUAAUGAGUAGUCUAGUGAUAGCAAACCGGGAGGAGGAACCUACGUAUAUAGGACCAACCUCGAAAAACGUCCUAGACUUUACACUUUACACCAGUAGGGGUACAACGGUUGAGAACUGGAGGGUGCUAAGUACACCGUCAUUCUCUGACCAUAGAUAUAUACAUUUCUCUAUUAGAAAGGGGGUUAAAGCCUGA